Mercenaria mercenaria is the source of this 3298-nucleotide messenger RNA. RefSeq lists its product as uncharacterized. NCBI's taxonomy places the organism in Eukaryota, Metazoa, Mollusca, Bivalvia, Venerida, Veneridae. The transcript has 8 exons. Bases 605 to 2743 code for a protein of 712 amino acids. The record is from RefSeq and is a predicted model, not a curated record.
ACCCAAGCGAUACUUAAAUGCAAUUUACACUAAUGAGCAAAUGUAUUUAGAAUUAAAACUUUGAUCAUAAAAGUUCUUUUGGGAGCUUUUCAAUAGAAAAUUUGUUAAAACGUGAAUAGGGUUUAUUGGUUUCGUGUGAUUUUAUAUAUCGGAUAUGAUGAGGCUAAAUUGUAGAGGAAUUAACGGCGGCUAGGUGAAUAGAUAAGUAAAUACUUAUGUAAAGAUGAUUUCAAACGUUAAAAAAAUUAAGUUGACAGAGCACUUGAAUUAUGUUCUGAUCAUUAUAAGGUAAAAAUUACAGGGCAAAGAUAUUUCAGAUUUCAAGUUUUUCAUUCUCAGGACUUCAGUAAGUAACAGGGGCAGGGUACAUUUCUGAGUGGUUUUGUGUGAUUUUAAAGUUAAUGGAUACAAGUUUUCUUUAAAAACUUAAUUCGAUUUUUAGGAUGUAUUUUAGUACAUAGAAAAUACACACAACAUUUGCUAAUGCGAAAUACGGACUCAACAGGCGGAAUUCGGAGUAAAAGAAUAUGAUGGAUUGUAUUUUCAUUAAGAAACUGUGUAAUGAAACAGAAUAUUCUUGCAUUUGAUACAGCAGUGAUUAACAAUGACAAAGUUUGGUUACCCUCCGAGCGGGGCAUCACGGGAAGCUACACCGAGGUACGGGUCUACUGGACUUCCUGUGCCGAAAAUAGGGUCGCAAUCCGGAUCCGCUGGCAAGGACAACAAAACCACAGGCCAGGGUGGUCAAAGGAAAGCUGAGCGAGACAAAAAGUGGCCACUCAAAGGAUGGGAUGCAGACGUCAAAACAGACGACGGAAUUACUGGCUGGAUGAAAAGGCAGAAUCUUCUGGAAUCCAAAAAAGAUACCAAGAAAAGGUCCCCAAGGUUAGACACAGAAUUUUAUAUUCCUGUUAAACAUAAAUGUCCCGGUAUUGAAGAUCUAGAACUUUUUCAUCGUGAAAGUCUACACCCUGUUUUCCAGCCAAAAACCAAACAAGCUACAAAAGAUCCUGCCACAACUGUUAAACUGAAAUACACAAAUAAAGUAGGAGUUAUCACUCCUGCUGGCUUUGAAGAACGUGAUAUUGAAGAAAACACUGGUGAAGAAUUGACUAUUAACACGCACAGAGAAUCAAAAGCUACUAGCACUGAUGGUCUAUCAGAAAGGCGAAGUAAAAGUGUGCAAGACCUCUCUAAGAAUCAGCUUGAACGGACAAACACAUACCUCAAAAUAAAGAGAUUAUUAAAGUUUUCUAAGAAAGGAAGACCACAAGCUAAAGCAGAAGAUGAUGAGGAUGAAGGUUAUUCAUCUAAAACAUCAAGUGCUGAGACUAAAAAGGAACCUGAGAGCGACGGCGAAGAGAGUGGGCCAGAGAGGCUCGAACAGCAACGUAUGUAUUCAAGCAUGGUCGAUCUCUCUGAACUUCCAUCACAUUCUACAGAUUCUGGUGGUAUUGAAGAUGCUAAAGUAAUUGGUGAAAGUCUUACUAGUCGAGUUAAAUUUUCCUACACGCAUCAACCAACAAUUUUACAACUGCCAGAUCCAGAUGUGAAACUUACUCAUGACAAUUUAAGACUUGAAAAACGUAUUGAAAAUGAAGAUACUAGUUGGUCAUAUGCAAAACUAAAGCGCAAUAAGGAAUUAAAUCGGUGCUAUAAACCUGAUAUACUUCAACAACCAGAAGACAGUACUGUUUAUGAUAUAGAACACUUAAAGCCAGUAACGUUAGUGCUAAGGAAAAUCAGUAUUCAAAAUGCCGAUCAAAAUGUGCCGGCUAUUGUUCAGACAAGUAAUGUUGAAAAAAAUACCCGUGAGAAUGUUGUAAGUCCAUCACGCAAUAAUUCAGGUAUGGGUUCAGAUGUGGGAUCAAGAGUUGGUUCGGCUUUAUCAAGAGAUGGUUCUUUAUCUAGACAUGGAUCUGUUAAGUUUGGCGCUGGCACACCAAUGCCAAUAUUGGUGGGUUCACCUGCACCAGUUCCAGGGACCCCACGUAAUUUGUCUCCACAAAACAAUUUGAGUAGAUCUCCUAAUGGGAGAAAAAGUGUUGGAGGAAUUCAGCGUGUAAAUUCUGCAGUUUCCCAAAGGGAACUUAUGCACAAUUUACACAAAAGUAACUAUGUACGCGACGUUCGUGUAGUUAAUGAUAAUAAGCCAAAAGAACCCAUGUGGAACCAUCAAUAUUCCUAUAUCGAUCGCCAGACUAUUGACAGGCAGGCGACAAAUUAUUGCAUCGGUGAUUUACUGCCUGCUGUUGAUAAAAAUAUUUACACAAAUAACUCCACGAAAACUAAAUUCAGUAAAAUAGAAAAUGAAAGGAACAAUGAAGAGCUAACGACAACGGAACUUCUUGACAUGAAUAUUCAGUCAGCAGACGAUGGCUAUAUUCUGCUGAAGAAAGGCAUGGACUUGUUAACAGGAAGUGCUGAAAAGUUCCGUAACAAGAAAAAGACUUUGCCUACCCUCGGACCUCCACCUUUCCGACCUAACCAGACACGUCACCCCCUCAUGCGUAGUGUGACUGUCAUCAUUGACAACAAACAAGACUACGGCAGCAAAUACGUUCCAGUGCAAUCAGGACACAAAACAGUGAGAGUGCAUUCAGAUAAAGGACCAAGGUAUGUGGUUGAUGAAGAUAAAGAAACACAGAAGAAACUGAAGGAAGCGUUUAGUAAAUUCUAUAGAAACAGACCUAAAGAGAUAGGAAAGGAAUUUCGAAAAAUGGAAACAAUGUGGAAAACUUGAUGAUUCAACCAUGGCAUUAAUUCACAUUCCAUUACUGUCUGACAGCUUGUUUUAGACAAAAAAGUGCUUGAUCCAGGCUUUGAGGUUAUAAAACUAAGUUUGGGGCCAGUCUCAGAGGUCUUAUUAAUCAACAUAUGUUUUGGAAUACAGUCUCAGGUAGCAACUUGAUAUUGGUCUAUGUUUUAGGAAACCAGUCUAAGAAAGCAACCUUCCAUCUGGUCAGUGCUUCUGGAACCAUUCUAAGACAGUUCCAGAAAGAAAACUUACCAAUGGUCCAUGUUUUUAGGAACAAGUCCCAGGAAGCAACCUGCCCAUUAGUCCAUGAUUUAGAGACCAGGCUCAAAAAGCAACCUUCUAACUGAUCAAUGUUUUUAAAGACUAGUCCCAGAUAGCAAACUUGCCAUUGGUCAAAGCUUUGAAAGACUAUUUUAUACUGUCUAAGAAAGCAAAAUUGCCACUGGUUCAUGUAUAAAGACUGGUCCUUGAAAGCAACCUCCCAUUUUUCCAUGUUUCAGGGACUAUUCCCAGUUAGCAAACUUGCCACUGGUCAAAGCU